UUUGUACUUGGUAUAUGCAUACGUACCUAUGCAGAUGACAAUAUGAUAAGUGGCCGCGAGGUACGGUGGAAUGAUCUAUAGAGUAGAUUUUUAAAUAAAGAAAGAUUUUUUGGUAAUUACCAAGGCAAAGUGUCAUUCAAAAUGAAACGUCCACUUGAAGAUCAAGACAAUGGGUAUGAGAAAAACCCUAUCGUUUUUCUGGACAUCGCCGUCGACGGUGAAAAAGUGGGACGCGUCGUGCUCGAGUUAUUCAAACACUUGGUGCCAAGAACAGCUGAAAAUUUCAGAGCGCUUUGCACCGGAGAAAAGGGAAUCGGAUUAAAUGGAAAACCCCUGCACUACAAAGGCUCCUUUUUUCACAAAGUCGUGCCUCAAUGCAUGAUUCAGGGUGGUGACAUUAUAAAUUUCGAUGGCUCUGGAGGGGAGAGCAUAUACGGGUCAAACUUUGAGGAUGAGAGUUUUGAAUACAAAAGUUUAGAACACGGAUGUCUCGUGAUGGUCAACGAAGGGUCUAAGAAUUCGAAUAGUUCCCAAUUUGUCAUCACCACUGUACCUUGCUCUCAUUUAGAUGAAACAAACGUUGCAUUUGGAAAAGUGAUCAAAGGGAUGGGCGUCGUGUUUGAAGUAAAUGAGGUGGAAACAAUUAAAGAUGUGCCACAAAAGGAAAUACGUAUAGUGGAUUGUGGGGAACUCAAAAGAGGUGAAUCAUGGGGAUUGGAGGAAAGAGAUGGUACAGAAGAUGUGUUUCCUCCUUGGCCAGAGGAUUGGGAUUUAGAUUUAACUGCUAACAAAAUCGAUAUUUCCUACAUUGAAGAUGUUGUAAAAAAAAUCAAAGACUCUGGCAAUCAUUAUUUUUCAAAAGAAGAUUAUGCAACAGCGGAGCGGAAGUAUACAAAGGCGUUGAGAUAUAUCGAGUGGGGGACGAAAUUGAAUGACUCGACCGAAAAGUCGAGUGAGAUUACAGAGGGAGGAGAACUGAAAGUCGCUAUUCUAUCAAAUCUUGCGGCAGUGAAAUUAAAACGAGACCAAUAUAGGGAAGCCCUGAAAAUUUGCAAUAAGAUUCUCAACGUUGAUAGAAACAAUUGCAAAGCAAUGUACAGAAGAGGUCUAGCACAUAUGGGUCUAAACGAAUAUCAACUUGCUCUGAUGGAUAUGAAACAAGCAUUGGAAGAGAUGCCCAAUAAUAGGGAGAUCAUACAGAAAAUGGAAAAAGUGAACAAGAUUAUACAAUCGUACCUGGUUUAUGAAAAAGAGAUAUGCCUGAAAAUGUUCAAAUGAAAUUUAUGUACAUACUAUGUAAAUGCACACACUCGCGGAAACGGAAUUUUGUAAACGGUUAUAUGGAGUCUGUUAUCAUGAAGGAUUAAAUUUAUCAAUAUUUGAGUUAAGGCCUAUAUAUUUCUUUGUUAAAGAAGCUGGCUUGGAAAUUUUUAUGAUCAUUAUUUAAGAUUACAAACAAGAACUGAUUGAUUCAGGCUUGGCUAUACGCUGCUGAUUUCCUAAAAAAUGUCAAUUCAUUAAUUCAAACAUAUAGAACAAUCCGAGUACAUGGUAUUAAGUUUAGUGACUUUGUAAUGAAUCAAAUUUAUUGAUCUAAUUCUCAUGUAUAGCGGACAUUGGAAAUUGUGACUCAAGCUCGAGCUUUUUACGUCACUUUAUCGGAUGAUGUUUAAGAUUGUUAAAACUGCAGAAUUUUGUUAAAUCUACUUUCCAGCACUGAUAAUACGGCAAAAUUGUAAAUUCAUGAUUAUGGAGCCAGUUACAUGCCUGAUGUGUUAAUAAAUGAAUAAAGUCAAAAGGAA
This is a messenger RNA of Neodiprion virginianus, 1802 nucleotides long. RefSeq names its product peptidyl-prolyl cis-trans isomerase D (gene Cyp40). Gene Ontology annotation, molecular function: protein binding; peptidyl-prolyl cis-trans isomerase activity. Lineage: Eukaryota; Metazoa; Arthropoda; Insecta; Hymenoptera; Diprionidae. Gene Ontology annotation, biological process: protein peptidyl-prolyl isomerization. The coding region runs from base 142 to 1278 and encodes 378 amino acids. The transcript is spliced from 6 exons. The record is from RefSeq and is a predicted model, not a curated record. Gene Ontology annotation, cellular component: intracellular membrane-bounded organelle.